Lycium ferocissimum is the source of this 1041-nucleotide messenger RNA. Its product is annotated as miraculin-like. The record is from RefSeq and is a predicted model, not a curated record. The coding region runs from base 109 to 768 and encodes 219 amino acids. Gene Ontology annotation, molecular function: endopeptidase inhibitor activity. The transcript has 2 exons. NCBI's taxonomy places the organism in Eukaryota, Viridiplantae, Streptophyta, Magnoliopsida, Solanales, Solanaceae.
UAAACGCGAGCCUAAUUUCUUGGGUUCAACUUAAUAAUCUAUAAAUUGAAGCUCCAUUCAGUGCUCCUCUAUCAUCUACACAUCAAAUUAAAUAAAAUAAAAAUAAAAAUGAAGAAGUUUGUUUUGCUAAUAUCACUUGUCCAUCUUCUUCUUGCAUUUUCCUCUGCUAGAAAAACACCGAAUCAACUCUUGCAGGCCGUGCGUGACACUAAUGGUGAUAUUCUUAGAACAGAUGCCAGGUACUUUGUUGUCGAGGAUCCAACACUCAAAGCCGGCGGCGGAGUAACACGAGGCCCGUGGUUCGAGGCUGAAGAGGGAGCUGGUGGUAACGCUAAGUUCGUGUGUCCAUUUCAGGUGGUGCAGUCCCCGCUAGAUGCUGACAAAGGCGUGCCAGUCUUUUUCAAACCUAAGGCACCCAAGCAAGUAGAAAUUACUGAAUCCAUUCCUCUUAACAUCAGGUUCUACAAUCCAACUACAAUUUGUAACAACACAGUGUGGGAAGUGGAAGGUUAUCCAGGAACUUUUGAGAGCCCAACCUUCUUGUCAACUAACGGGGUGACUGGAAAUCCUUCCACCUGGUUUCAGAUUAAGAAAUUCAAUGAAGAAUUAAAUGCGUACAUGUUUGUGUUUUGUCCUACUAAAGAGACCUGCAGUGAAAUCGUCAUCAAUUAUUUCGACGGACAAAGGCGUUUGACUGCGAGACUCGGCUCUAGAUUCCCAGUUGUGUUCAUCAAGGAUACUCGCUACGGAAUAAAUUCGAUUAUAUGAUUAAUUUGGUUGGACUCAAAAAUAUGAAUACUAUAAUGUACCAACUUGUAUUGUCUAAAUAAUGGUACACAUGCGUAUAUAGAGUGUGCAUCCACGUCCAAGUAUAAGAAAUGUGUUUCCUCCCUAAUAAUAAUGUAUUGGUACAUUAAUGGAUCUAUUCCCUCUCCUUUUUUCUGUUCCUUCUCUUCAUAUCAUUUAUGGCAAAGUUCGGAUUAGAGUAACUUUGUCACAGUAAUGUUCUUAUAUUGUGUUGUGACAAACUACUACAGUAAA